AUGUCAAACAGUGAAGAAAGAAAAGGAAAAUCGACCCUAUGUCCUAAGGUAGCGAAUGCGCAUUCUCUACAUACACGCCAUUUGAAUUCGUGCGCCGAACGAAGCAAGUGGUUGUUUAUUAUGGACUCUGAGCUGUGGAAGGUGUGAAGGUUAAGUGCGUGAAUUUUCAGACCAAUUGCUUAGAUUUUCCUAGGACAUAAUUUUGUGGAAGAGAAUUGCUAACCAGAUCAAAAUGCCAAACGUUUAUGUACGGAAGUCAAGUAAAGGGUCCUGGUCACAGGAGGAUCUACAACAAGCUAUCGGGGUCAUCGAAAAUGGGUUAUCCAUACGGUCAGCAGGCAAACAGUUCAAAAUUCCCGAGUCCACCUUAAGAAAUAGGUUAAAAAAGAAUUCUUUUGAAAAGAAAGGGAUGGGCCCAGAGGCACAACUAGGCAUUGAUGCCGAAAACAAAUUGUCUCUGCACAUAAAAAAACUUCAGGCCGUUGGAUUCGCACCAACACAACGAGAUGUAAGACACCUGGCGUUCAAUUUAGCAACAUCGUUGAAUAAGAAACACACUUUCAAUACGGAAACGAAGACAGCAGGAAAAGUUUGGUUUUCAUCUUUUAUGCGACGACAUCCUGAGUUAAGUGUCCGAAAAGCUCAAGGAAUAAGCAAAGCCAGGACAGAAGGAAUGAAUCGCGCUGAAAUAAAAAAUUAUUUCACUCUUUUGACUGAUAUUCUAACCGAGAAUGAUCUUUUAGACAAACCAGCUUGCAUAUGGAAUUGUGACGAAAUUGGAGUUCAGCUAAAUAACGAACCUGGUAAGGUUAUUGCAGCUAAAGGUAGCAAGGAUGUUCAUGUUGUCACGAGCGCGGAAAAGGGUGAAACAAUUACCGUUCUAGCUUGCUGCAGUGCAGAAGGGCAAUUUUUACCCCCUUACUGUAUUUUUAACGGAGUCUACGCAAAAUCCCAACAUUUGAAGAGCGCACCACCUGGAACAGUAAUUAAAAUGAACAAAAAAAGCGCUUAUAUUACCACUGAACUAUUUAUGGAUUGGAUGACGCAACAUUUCAUUCCCCGAAAACCGACAGGUAAAAAUCUACUGGUACUUGAUGGCCAUGCUUCGCAUAUGAAUAGCGCAGAUAUGCUUCAAAUCGCCUCAGACAACGAUAUUAUCAUCGUUUGUUUACCGAGUCACACCACGCACUAUUUGCAACCUUUAGACCGGGUUGUAUUCAAACCUUUCAAAACCUAUUUCAAAGACGCAUGUGCAAAGAUGGUUUCUACUCGUCGUGGUACGGGGAAAAUUACAAGAGACGACUUCGGAGAACUUUUAAAUUCAGCUUGGUCUCGUUCUGCUACUGUGCAACUCGCCACUUCUUCGUUUCGAGCAACAGGUAUCUAUCCUUUAAAUAUGGAUGCUAUUCCUGAACAUGCAUAUUUGUUGUCGUGUGAUCAAGAUGCUCCUGUCACACCAGGAAUCGGAACACCCGAUCCCAUAUCUGCAACUGAUCAAACUCCAGUCACUCCCCCAAGCGCAAUUUCAUCAGAAGUGUCAUUCCUAGAUGAAGUUAACUCCCAACCUUCAACUUCUAAAGCCCGUUCCCCUGUAAAAACUUCAAAAGGAAACUCGCAACCAUUCUCCAAGACUUCACCUCAAAGUAAAAUGGCGACUUCACCGAAAUCUAAAAUAACACCAAACAAAGCUUUAGCAACAAUAUCACCUAUCCCUGCCAGUUUGGGGCAAUCGAAAGUGAAAAGAAAGAUAAGUGCAACAAAUGUACUUCUCCUGAAUACAUUUCUAGCAAACAAAAAAAAAUUCAAGAAACGUUAAAAAAGAAAGAGGAUCAAGAAAGAAAGAAACAAGUUGCGACGUCGAAGAUCCAAAAAAUACCAAAAGGUAAAAAAAGGUUAAAACGUGAUUCUCCUCCAUCAACCUCGUCUGGUGAAGAAAGUGACCUAAUGGAACUUCUAUCAGAUACUGCCAUUGAAUCCGAGGACGAAGCAUGUGUUGAGUGCUUGGAGAUUUAUGCACAAACAACUUCGAAAUCGGACUGGAUAAAAUGCAUGUCAUGCAGUAGAUGGUUGCACGAGUCCUGCACAAUGUAUGUCAACAAGUGCUAUUACUGUGGCCGGAAAGAAAUCCGACAAAAGAACUUAAAGAAGUGAUUAACCUUUUGUUUUAAAUUUAAAGUUUUGUUUGAGUUAGUAAUUUUAGUUCGUUAUUAUGAAGAUAGUAUUUUAGUGUAUUCAAUAAUUAUAGUUAAGUAUAAGUAUGUAACCAUUGUACUUAUUCUGUUUAAAAAAUGUCAACAAAAUUUAUUUUAAGCACAAAAACUCAAAUUUCUGCACACGCGCAGUCUCUCCUCACAUCAUGCGCAAACUAACCUACCUGGUUAGGAGAGAUGGCGAAAAAUCAUUCUUUUUUCAAAAUUUUGUUGUUCCGAAAAAAAGAAAGUUCAAAAGUUUUAAUAGUGAAUUGUGUAAGCGCAACAUAGCAAAGAUUAUAUUACAUUAGCUAUUUGGUAAAUUUUACAAAAAUCUUAAUUGUUAUA
Messenger RNA from Photinus pyralis (common eastern firefly), 2537 nucleotides. RefSeq names its product tigger transposable element-derived protein 1-like. Gene Ontology annotation, molecular function: DNA binding. Lineage: Eukaryota; Metazoa; Arthropoda; Insecta; Coleoptera; Lampyridae. The record is from RefSeq and is a predicted model, not a curated record. The coding region runs from base 233 to 1816 and encodes 527 amino acids. Gene Ontology annotation, cellular component: nucleus. The transcript is spliced from 2 exons.